This is a messenger RNA of Anastrepha ludens (Mexican fruit fly), 1628 nucleotides long. RefSeq lists its product as uncharacterized. Lineage: Eukaryota; Metazoa; Arthropoda; Insecta; Diptera; Tephritidae. The record is from RefSeq and is a predicted model, not a curated record. Bases 116 to 604 code for a protein of 162 amino acids. The transcript is spliced from 4 exons.
UUAUUUUGGUCUAUUUUUUACAAUAAAAUAUACAAAAUUUACUGACUUACAUUCAUAAAUAUUUCAAAAUUCAAAAUCAAAGGAGUUCCGCUUAAAUUAUGCUUUUUCGUAACGCAUGGAUACGGUUGUCAUAUCAAAAAUAGAGUCAUGGGAUAUACCACUUGGAAAACUCAGAAUCUUAUUCAUAAACAUUUUUACUAUAUUAUAUAAAGCAGCCACAUUGAAUCCACGUAAACUUCGCACGGAUAUGAAAAUAAUCUACAAUGUGUUGAAAAGGUCCUGCAGUAAUACAAUACUAUCUGAAUUCUAUAUCUUAUUUGUAUCACUGGUUAUUUUUGCGAAAUUUCUAUUUGGGUAUGUGAGGCUCGCAGCAAACAUUAUAGCUAUGUUCCCUAUUUUGGCAGAAGAAGGUCGCGAGCUACUUCUACCUUCCAUUUUGGCCCAAGCAGUGGAGAACAUAUUCUUCUGCGCAUUGGAUGUCAUAAUUGGCAGCAUAACUGUUCGCUAUUUUAUACCAUGCAAAUUUCCCUUGUUCGUUAUAUAUGUGGCGAAAAAUAUAAUACAAGUAUCCAUUGGUUUAUCAGUACUCCGCGGCGUAAGAUAAUUUCUGCCCUUUCGAAUGCGACAAAAAAAUACCGCCUCAAAACGCUUUGAAACGUUUAGUUGCGUUUACGGGAAAGUUUCGAACGACACUAACCUCAGUUAGCACUGGCAUCGUAGCCCUUGAGUGGAACUAUUAUGCAGCAAAAAGCAGAACGAAAUACAUCUUGACGUUACAAGAAAAAAAAAACGGUUAUUUUCUUCUGACACAGACUGUAGUCUACUAAAGAAAGGUGGAGUUAAUUGAAAAUGAUUAGCAUAUUUGCUGAAAAUGUAAGCAAAUUGUAUUGUCGAUCAAUUGCAUAUUUUCCAUGAUCAUCUUGAUAUGUCUGGGAUCUGCGCAAGACAAGUGCCGAGAAGACUUGCAUCACUGCAGUAAGCAGAACUAGUCGAAGCAGAAGUUUAUGCAGCAGUGCAUUAAAAGGUGCAGCCUCGCAAAAGGAGUUCACAGUGCAUAAUCGGCUGCAAAGAUUAUGGAUACACUUAUUUGGAAUUUAAAAGCCUUCUUUUUGGUCGACUAUUACGGAAAAGUGUCAGUAGCCGAGUGGCAAACGAACAUUUCAACUCGGUUAACUCAGCUACGGUAGUACUGAUAUAAAUUGUCGUUGAUUCCCAAAAUAAACAAAGAAAAAGCAAAAACAAGUUCCUAAGCCUUUGAAGUUUGGCUCUAGAUUAAGCUCCUUCAGACUAUUAUUAUACAUAUGCUAUAUACAAAUAUUUCCUAAAAUUAAGGAGAGUCCUUCAAGGGGAAAAAAUUAAGUAAAUUCGGCUUAUUUCGGAAGCCUAGACAACAUUGUUUUUUAAGUUACAAAUAAAUUUUAUGAGAGAUUUGGAGCUAAAUAUUUCGAAAAAGACAAAAAAUAUUAAAAUGUUACACCGCUUUUUCUUCAUUCCGAGACUUUUUAAUUUCCCGACGCAUGUUUCGAUAUUCAAAAUUCAAGCACAAAAACCUUUAAUAAAUAGAUGUAAAAGUAUAUACGAGUAUGUAUGUAUUUGAAUAAAUACGGAAAUAAAUAAAUAAACUAUCA